Messenger RNA from Lampris incognitus (smalleye Pacific opah), 2000 nucleotides. RefSeq names its product sciellin (gene scel). The record is from RefSeq and is a predicted model, not a curated record. NCBI's taxonomy places the organism in Eukaryota, Metazoa, Chordata, Actinopteri, Lampriformes, Lampridae. The transcript is spliced from 25 exons. Gene Ontology annotation, biological process: epidermis development. Gene Ontology annotation, cellular component: cytoplasm. Bases 161 to 1600 code for a protein of 479 amino acids.
CCUUAAGGUCAAAAGUGGAGGAGGAGGGUGUGAUCUCACACGGGGGAGAAAAACAGACGGGUGCCAACGCCUGAGCUGUCUCUGUCCUCUCCUCUCUCUCCUCACACUUUUCACCUGUCUUACAACUCCUGGACACUCCAGCACAGGUGAAAACGAAAAAAUGUCUUUCCCUGCCGCAAGAAGGUCUUACGCUUCCAAGAGCAGCAGUCCCAGCCAGGCAAUUGAGGACAGAAGGAAAAAAAGUUCCGUGCUAAAAGACAACAGCUGGAUCAAGAGAGACUCUGAUGAGGACGAGCCCGUUGACCGAGAUCCAAACUUUGGAAAAAGUGUUUUGAGUGGCUACAGGCCCAAUGAAAAUCUCAAGAGUACCGAGCCUGAGACGACUAAGAGCCGCAAAACUACCAGCAGCUUCACCUCGGUGCAGGCACUCACCAAGAGAUUCAGUACCAGUCAGGACGAACUGAAUAAAAGCAGCACCCUCCCGUCCAGCCAGAGGACCACCUCCUACACCAGAAGGUCCACCACCCCCAAGACUGCUGUUAAAGAGGAACCCAAGAGCAGCGUCACCACCACCACCACCACUGAGACCAACACCACCACCCAGAGCGUCAGCAGAUCCCCGGUGAUUAAAACCCCCACCAAGACUGACACCUUCACCGAGAGGGUCUUCUCUGAUGUCAAGUGCUCCAGCAAGGGGACACCAUACUCACCCUUGUCUCCUUCCAAGACAACUAAAGUGACUGAGACAACUGUUACAAGCAAACAGGAGGCUGAAGAGCAGCUUCAUAACAAACUCACCCCCAAGUCUAAAGAUGAUUUCUCCAUCACAGACAGCAAGACCGCUGUCCCUGAGACGGAGACCGUCACGGUGAAGUCCUACACUGAUGGGGAUGGUAUUAAAACCACCACCACUACAAGAACCUCCUCCACGGCUGAAAAGGAACUUUACGACCCCUUUCGGCCUAAAUCGGGAAGGUCCAGCGUCUCCUCUCCUGUCAGCACUACGAGGGUCACCAGCAGAGAGGUUUUUACAAGCAGCAGUGGAGAUGAUAGUAAGACUACCACCCCGACAAGGACCUCCUCCACAACUGAGGAUGAGCUUUAUGACAGCCUUCUGCCCAAAUCCAUCAGGUCUGACCUCUCCUCUCCUACCAGCACAAGAAGCUUCACGGAGAGCCAGGAUGUUACUGUGGACAGAGCUGGAAGCAGGGACGGUCAGACCCUGUCAUCUCCCACCUCCCCCCGUACCAUCACCAGCGACGACUACACCAGCACACGCCGGAGCUUCUCCAGACGACCAGACUCCAGUUACGAGUACACCAGCGUCACCAGUCCAACUGUCUCUACCACCACACCCAACAAGGACAGCAGGAUGGUGCUGGAGAAAGAUCUGUGCACCCACUGCCGAAAGCCCUUCAACUCUGAGGCCAAGAUGGUCAUGGAGGACAUGAAGAUCAACUGCCACGCCUCCUGCUUUAAGUGUGAGGUAUGCAACACCAACCUGGGUAGCCUGAAGGCCGGUGACAGCAUGUGGAUCUACAGACGCACUGUGCACUGUGAGAACUGCUUCGACAUCACCAGAGAAAAAUGGCGACGCUGAAUGCCAGAUCUUCUACGAAGACAGUCUGAUUAAGGGAAGAGAAAGACUUAUGUCUUUGUCUAUCAGAAUACUUUGGUAAAAUGGGUUCUCUUACAUGUAUGUUGCUAACUGCUAAUUCUCACAUUAAUCUCGGUGGUUGGAAGAACUUCUGUGAUUUACAUGUAUGGUUUCAAGUUUGAAUCUAGUGUUUUCUUAAACUAUUAAAGCCUAAAUCAUGUCAAGUCCACUUUUCUACCCUUUAAUAACUUUAUCAUGACAGCUUUUCAUGUACUCUGAUAAAACCUUUAGCUUAAUGGGAGUGGUGCAUGUUACAGUACAGAUAUUGCAAUGAGAAGGGCCGGGGGCUCGCUGUAUGUGCAAUAAAGGAAGUCAUGAUGGAUUAUCUUCUCUAUUAAAUGAG